AUGUCCCAGUAUGCAGAGGAUUAUGACCCGGCGCCUGAGCCCAGUGUGGAACCUAGCACCUCACAGUUAAGAUACGAAAAUCAAAACAGAGAUCUUUCGCCUGAGCCAGACCAGGAUCUAAACACCUCUCGUGGGCGGCACCAGGUUUGGCUCGUAAAGGUGCCCAAGUUUCUUAUUGAUGGAUGGAGUCAGGUACAACAGGAGGAUGUUCGCCUAGGAACCGUGCGGGUAUAUGACCCAGAUGAAAAUGGACAUCAGAAGAUGGAACUGCUGUUACCAGACGGACCAUCUCCUGCCAUUCCCAUUGAAGAUCCGUUGCAGUGUGCUAGAUAUGCCAACAUACCUCGUCGUUUUGAUAUGCGGUUGACAUCUACUACCCAAGAAACUUUUGCAAAAAAUCUCUAUGCGUUUCAAGAGGAAGUCAUCGAAGAUGAAGAUGCAGCAAGUGAUCUUGGCGUGGACGAAGAUGUUGUGCUUGCAGGUGCACCAAAACUGCAGCCCUCGCAUUCCUCUGGGCCCGCCCGCCUAUCGAACAAGAAACGCCGUCUCACUGCACUGACAGGUACUGUCACAAAUGAAACUGCUCUGCAGCCUCAGAAGACACCUCCUUCCAACUUGCCGGACUCGAAAGCGUCCAUCCGCGCGGGAACUUCGCGCUCUUUGUUGACUCCAGAGUACCGGGAAAUUCUCAGAAAACGCCGCUUGGAGUCGUCCAAGCCCAAGCGCAGUGUCAUGAUGAUUGAUGAAACGGACGCGGGAUCGAACAAUAUGCUGGCUGCAGGUGUGGGAAAGGGCCACGUCAAGACUCGAUCGGCCAACAUUGUAUUGGCUGCGUCUCAAGCCCGUUCGAACGAGGCCCCCGAAAAAUUCGCUCGUAUGCCCCGCAACGAGCUUUUGGACUCGCUCUUCAGCUUGUUCGACCGCUAUACACACUGGUCCUUGAAGCGUUUGCGCGAAGAAACGCAACAGCCCUAUGUAUAUUUACGUGAGGUGCUCUCGUCCAUCGCUGACCAGCAUCAGAACGGACCAUAUGCUGGCUCAUGGAGUCUGAAGCGAGAAUUUGCGGAGCAUCGCCACAAGGCCGAUACGCCACAGAAUCGCGACAGGCAGGGUCCCUCCGGUGACCCUUCCGUGGAUGACAUGGAGGAUGUAUAA
Molecule: messenger RNA, 1155 nt
Organism: Malassezia sympodialis ATCC 42132
Lineage: Eukaryota; Fungi; Basidiomycota; Malasseziomycetes; Malasseziales; Malasseziaceae
Gene: TFG2
Product: transcription factor IIF subunit TFG2
Biological process (GO): transcription initiation at RNA polymerase II promoter; transcription by RNA polymerase II
Cellular component (GO): transcription factor TFIIF complex
Source: RefSeq, a predicted model, not a curated record